Molecule: messenger RNA, 9677 nt
Organism: Ochotona princeps (American pika)
Lineage: Eukaryota; Metazoa; Chordata; Mammalia; Lagomorpha; Ochotonidae
Gene: TEX15
Product: testis expressed 15, meiosis and synapsis associated
Exons: 11
Coding region: 198-9626 (3142 amino acids)
Biological process (GO): homologous chromosome pairing at meiosis; synaptonemal complex assembly; male meiotic nuclear division
Cellular component (GO): nucleus
Source: RefSeq, a predicted model, not a curated record
GGCGAGGGGCAGCCCGUGGGCGAGGGGCAGCCCGUGCGCUCGGACCAUGCCGCCGGCGCCGGCCUCCCGCGGUCUCGCUGCAGCAGCCGGUGGACGUCGGGGCGCUCCGCUAUUCCUUUAUCCUUUUUCAUGAAUGGAGUGAGUCCUGAUGUCAUCUGUAUAAUGCUAGAUACUGUUGAAAAGUGGCCACCCUCAAAAUGGAAAUGAAUGGGACUGCUAAAACCAAGAAACCUUGGAAAAUGAACUCAACCGGUGAACCUUUAUCACUUAAUGGUAUAGAAGCCAAUCCUUUAAAAAAAUUUACCAUUCCCAAGAUCAGGAAGACAACUGAGAAAGUUUACUUGUCACCUUGCUGCACCAAUACUAGAGAGUACAGUUUCAUACAUGAUACUCUUAACCAGUGCAGGCUUGAUCUGAAGUGUAAUCUACAGUUGUCCUGGCAGUUUGGGGAUACAAAACUUGUUCACAAUGAGGAUCUGGAAAAAAAAUUUACUGCUAAGAGGUCGGAAAUGAGAGAGAAUGGAAGGCAUGGCAGAGAACUUGAGGAACAUUUCUGUUUUUUGGCACUUCCUCACAGUGAUGUCACAGAGAUAUAUCGGAAUGGAAUAAGUACCAGAUCAUCAACGUUGAAGAUUCUAGGAAAUCCUCUUCUUGGAAUUUACAUGUUUAGACAUGUUGACAUUGCCUUGAAUUAUGCUCAUAGUCGAAACAUUACUGUAGAAAACAUUGUAAUGUUCAAGGUUCUGUUUGGAAAAGUAAAGAAAAUCCAACCUUCGGUGGAUAAAAGCAAAGUUUCUUUAGAUCCUUCUCCUAACUUUGAUUGUCAUAUGUCAAGAAAUGCACCUUCUCUGAAAGAUACUCUUGAACUCCAAGCUUACAGUUCAGUGGUUUACUUCUAUGAAUACAAUCUUUUUUCAAAGCCAGUAGAUAAACCUAGGCAGUGUCUUCCAUAUGCAGUAGUAACAGUAAAAUUUAUUGGCCAGAGAGUAGAUAAUGGACACCUUAUGACAUCUUUGCGAGCCUUUUCGGCAGGAUUGCCUAAGAGGACUGAAAGACCAUGUUCUCUGAAUAACUGUACGGUGGCCAAAAGAAUUGGAAAAGGAAAAGAUGCUACUGUCAUCUUUGAGCAUUUCAGGAAACCUGCAGAUCCAUUUGUGCAGGAGAACUGUUCAUGUAAUCCAGUAAAUUCAGAGAAAAAUCUUUCCAACUCAAAUAUUACUAAUUCUUAUGGAAAUACACAAAAUGGAAGCAUUCCCAUACUUGAAACAAAUAGUGUACAGACAGAGCAUGAUUUCGCAGAAAUUAGAGGCACUACUCAAGUAAAUGUACAUGAUUCAGAUCCCUCAUCUAUGUACAGUGAUAACAGAGAAAAUGUCAAUGGUGACCUUUUGUUAAAUUUGACGUAUCUUAAAAGUAUUUUAAGUGGUAUCUCUACCACUCUUCCCAUUCAUAACAAUACUGGCUCCAGCACAGUUAUUACUUCAAAACUCAUCAAAGAUCCAAGAUUGACGAAGAGAGAAGAAAACCUAGGAAAACAGAAAACUGCUGCAGGUUUUAGUGACAUUUUGCCAAUUGAGAAGAGUUUGGGUUGUGUUAAUUCAGAAACAAGUCUGUCAACUGUGCCAACAAAUUCUACCAUCUCAUCUGAAGUUGUGUCUGGUGAUCAUGCUGUUGCUACUAAUUGUUUGGCUAUCCCAUGCUUCAGAUUUUCUUUUGAUGAAACACAAUCUCAGAUUCACCACAUGGACUCUGAGAACUACCAUUGUGUUACUCCCAGUAAAGCUACCACGGCAGAAUCAUGGAAGGACCAACUUCUUCCAGUUUCCUGCCCAAUUUUUCUGUCAGAUGUAGUUUCAGACAUGGGCAAUCAAAAGCACAGUGAGGAAAAAGCCCAGAGUGCCCAACAGAGAAGCAGCAUUGAAUUUUCAAUUGAACAAGACAAUCAGGCAUAUGAGUCAAUGAACCCUUAUGCAGAAGAACCUGGUGCUCAGAUCUAUGAAAAAUCACAGUCUUCAGAUUUGAAAACUGACUACCAGAGUGGUCACCAAUUACCUAUAGUUUUUCCACCCCAAAAGAAAGCAAGCACAGAUGAAUACAUUCAAAAUAUUGGAAAGUUGAGAAGCUUCACUGAAUCAGAAGACAAUUUCAAUCAAGGAGAAAAGCAUUCUUUCUGGAAAGAAAUUAACUGUGUUUCUAAUGGAACCAAAAUCAAUCCCAUAGAUAAUUACAUUUCAUUAAACCAAAAUUGCAAAGAGACUGACUGUCUUAAUUCUGUUGGGGAAAACUGUGGCAAUGUGAUCAUUUCUCAAGAGUUAGACAUACCAAAAUUUCUCACAUCUACUACAAAGGAUACAGUUAAACUAGAUCAUCUGACUUUAGAAUCACAAAGUAAUCUUACUCCAAGUGUAGAGUGUGCUUCACAGAAACUUCCUCAUCACUCUAUGAAGUAUGAUGAUGGCAUUCACACAAGUUUUCCUCUAACUCAAAAGCUAAUGGAAUUGAAUUUGGUAAAAACAAAUCAAAAUUGUGUUAGUAUUAUGAGUGAUGAUUUACAGGAAGUAGAAGACAUUGCCCAAGACAAAAAAGAACUCGUUGAUGGAGUUAUUUCAACUAAUGGCAUUGAAAUAGUUCAUGAUUAUUCACAUUGCAACGUAAAUAGAGAACACAUGGGUUUGCAUGAAGAAACUGAAAAUACAUCGGUGUCAUUAGAGAACAUUCAGAAAGACUUUGAACUAACUCCUCGUGUUGAAGAUCAAAGUCAGGAUAACACUCUUUUUGGUAAUGCACAGUUGAACAUUGAUACAUACCUGAAUAUUAACUGUGGAGAACAGAGAGACAAUGAUAAAGAAAAUAAAAAUGAGGAUAAAAAGGAAGAUAGUGCAUCAUUUCCAGGAAACAACAUAGAGAAUGUAUGUGUAGACAAAAAACAGAGUUUUCUUACAAACAAUGACUGGACCAAUAUAGAUGAAAAGAGAAACAAUGAAAAUGGCAACAAAGUAGAAAUGUCUAGUACCGAAGGACUUUCUUCUACAUUUAACUUGAUUUGGAGAGAAACAUAUGUACCAACAAAAACUACAUUAAAUGAUACCGACAUAAAGCAAAAGGAUACUGAAAAUACUGGAAGAAACAUAGAGCAUUUGGGUUCUCCAGCACUUCAAGAAAUUACAGGUUCUUCAGUGUGUGUGGCCUCCAGUGCCACCACAAAUGUAGCUGUUACUACUGUGCCUGUGUUGGACACAAAUCAUGACCAUCAAAGAGACCAGCUUAAAAAAACAUAUUCUGAGAACGCAGAUGGUUGUGAAUUUGACAUAGAUAAAAAGCUACAAGAUUCAUUUCAUCACUCAAAAAAUGAAAAUUCAAUUCUUCCAAAUUUCGAUUUGGAAAAUGAGAUUGAGUUAGAAUCAGAAUCAGGUGAGAAUAGUAAACUUGGGUCAGAAUAUGAUGAUGAUACUUUUACGUUUCAGCAAGAUGCACAAAGCCAUAGGAAUGUGCUUUAUGAAGAAUUUGAGGCCUCAUACAAAGCUCUGAAAUCUCGAAUUGAUUGGGAAGGUUUAUUAGGAAAUAGUACUGGGGAAAUAGAAGCAAUGGAAAACAGUGCAAGAAGGGAGAAGCGUGAUCAGCAUUACUGUAAGGAGACUAAUUGUAUUCAUUUCCCCUCACAAAAACACAAAAUAGAGAUGCUCAACCCAAGUUUUGUUCCAGAUCUAAAAGUUAGAAUUACUAACAUAUUUAAGCUAGGGUUGAGCCACACAGCUGACUCCUUUGUGUUUGAAGAUAACUUUUACAAAUCUCCAACUAAUUCCCCAAAACAAGAAAUAAAUAAGAAGGGGGAAAUUCCAAAAACUGAAAUUUAUUCCCAGCCUUCUGGUGAAAAUUCAGAUUCUCCUGGUAAAGAUAAAUCUGGUACCAUAAGGCAAGAAUCAGGACUGCAGAAUAAAUCUGAAGGCUCCCUUUCAUCUGAUCUGAGUGCUGAUACGCAUGUGAGUCUCAUAUCUGAAAGACAUAAUAGCAACUCUUCAGUUAUUGAAACUUCUGAUGUCACAGUAGUAAAUUAUGAAAGUGAAUGUUCCUAUAAAAAAUCAAAAACUGAUUGUAAUGAGACAAAAAAUGAGGACAUGAAAAGAAGAAAUGGCAAAAGAAAGCAACACUCAUCUUUUAAAGAUCAGAACGUAACACAUAAAGAUUCCAGACAGCAUGAAAUUUGUCAGAAGAGGAGGCGGCUGGCUGGUGAAGAUUCAUCUGAAUGUUUUUCUUCAUUAUCCCAAGGACGGAUUAAAACAUUUUCACUGACAGAAAAGCACAUUAGGAAUGUCCUGAAUAUUCUAAACAGCGAAGCAUCCCUAUGCAAAAGCAAACGUCUUUCCAAAAAACUUGAUAGAGCUGUUCUUCACUUAAAAAAAGCUCAUAGAAGAGUUCACACAUCUUUACAGCUGAUAACUAAGGUGGGAGAACAAACAAAGAGUCCAUUACCUAAAGCAUAUGCAAUAAUAUGCAAUAGUUUCUGGGAAAGUUGUGAUCUACAAGGUUAUACUCCUGUGCCUGAAAGAAGAUAUGGUUCAACUAAGCAUUUGCUGUCAAAAAGGAAACACAAAAAACAGGAAGAGAAAAAAGCUAUAGAAUUUAAUAUUAAUAACUCAGUAAGCAGUGUGUCAAAGCAUAAGUCUUACAAAACAAAUGGAGAAAGAGUCACAAAGUACCUUUCCAGGAAAAGUAUGAGCAGUGUCUCCAGAAGCCACACCACUAUUCAUGUGACAGAGUUUCGUAAUCAGAAACAUCGCAAGUCGAAGUUCCCUCUAUGUUCUGCAGCCCAAAGUGUAAGUCAAUCAGCAUGUAUUAAUAACAGUGUGAGAAAUCCUUUUUCAUCAGAACUUCAGCCCUUUUCUGAAAAAACCACAUAUUUGUUUUCCUCAGACCAUCAGGAUGAUGAUCUAACUGAACAAGAGAAUCUUAUUGACAUAAAAUUUUUAUCUAAUAUUAGUGAAUAUGAAAAUGUUACAAACCAUUCACCACCUAAUAAUGAUGCCACAAAAGAAAAAGAAAAAUUUGAAACUAACAAAGGAAUAAAUGAAUGUAAUUCAGUAUCAUUAAGUCACAUGCAAGAAAACAACACAGACAAAAAUAAUGGUGAAACUUGUGUAGCUCACACAAAGGUGGAAGCUGACAUACUUAUUUCAGUCUUAAAAUCAAAUGUGGAGCAGGUUUUGAAUGACACCUGCAAACAAGAUAACCUUAUUUUAUCUGGUUGUGAAACAAGCCUGAAAGUAAAUUUUCCUGUAGAACAGUGUCCUGCACCUUUCAAGAGUUCCAAACCAACAUGUAUCACAGAUGAUUUCCUUAUGGAUCCAUUAAACUUAACUCUGAUAGCAAGCAAAAAUCACAAUAUUCCUCAAUUGUUAGCAAUUACUCCAGUAAUAGAAGCUGAUGAAUAUUCCAAGUCUCAUGCAACAUCUGUGACUACUUCACACUGUCAGCAGGAAUGUGGUGGAAAGGAGCUUGUAAAGUCAGGACGCUGUUCUUCGAGUGAGUGCUUCCAUACAGAUGGGAAUGAAGCGAAUGUUACUGAGAAUUCUGAGUCGGGCCUAACAUCAGCUACUGAAGAAAGUAAAAAUCACAGGGGAAAUAUAAUGAAGAAACUAUCAUCCAGUGAUAGUUCUCUGCUCUUAAAAGAUAAUAACGAAGACUCUUUGAGACAAUGUAUUACAGAGAGAGACAUUCAGGACAGAAAAACAUGUGAAGUGGAACAGGCAGAAAAAGCAAAAAAUUCACUUUACAAGAGAAGAAUGACUAAAAGGUCAACUGUGGAGACUGAGUAUCAAAAUCAAAAGAGUAAUAUUUUAGAAGAAUCCCACUUAAAUGAGGAGAUAACUAAAACUGACUUGCUUAGUUCUCAUUCAAGCAUUCAAAAUAUUACCGUACAAGCAGUUUGUGUGAAUGACACCGUCCGUAAACAACUAAAACGAAAGAGAGAGGAGGACAACGAAGUUAGAAGUAAUGACCACAUUCAUUCUGACUGUAUUUCCCAACCAGGCAGUAUAGACAUUAAUCAUAUGCCUGUUUCAAUUGCCCACUCUGAAGCCUCUAAACUUGUCACUCAUCAGACAAAUCUUACGUCAUGCAUAGGUGGCAUAAAAAAAAGAGAAUGCUCAGUUAGUUAUCUGGCUCCAAUAGCUGAGCUCUCUCAGAUUUUGCAGAGGGCAGAUAAAGCAACAUCUUUGCAAGUUCUCCAAGAAGAAACUAAGGUUUGUCAAAAUAUGCUCCCUUUAUUUGUCAAGGCUUUUGAAAAAAAGCAAGAUUGUUCACUUGAACAAAUCCUCAUUUCAAGAGAAUUCUUAGUGGAACAAAACCUAUGGAAUAAUUGCAAAUACAAGUUAAAACCAGGUGCUGUUGACACUUUGGUAGAACUUCAAAUGAUGAUGGAAACUAUUCAAUUCAUUGAAAACAAAAAAAGACUUUUAGAAGGUGAAGUGACAUUCAGAAGCUUACUUUGGUAUGAUGAUACAUUAUACAGUGAGUUGCUUGGUAAACCACAUGGUUAUCAACAACAGUCCAGUUUCUAUCCUGGUUUCCAAGGAAGAUUAAAGUACAAUGCUUUCUGUGAGUUGCAGAGUUACCAUAAUCAAUUAGUUGAACUGGUCGCUGAUACGAAAAGGAAAAAUAAUUCAUAUUAUGCAUUCUUAAAAUGCAAACGACAAAUCAGUGAAUGUGAAGCCAUAAUGAAGCGUUGUUCUGAUUGUUUUGACUUUUUUCUGUCUGUUCCGUUGACCUGUGGAGUUAAUUUUGGUGAUAGCUUAGGAGAUUUAGAAAAUGUAAGAAAGAAUACUUUAAGGUUGAUCAGUGUGUAUGAGGACUCUCCCAAAGUUGAUUUGUACCCAGAAAAACAAGACCAUUUAUGGAUUGUCAUAGAAAUGAUCUCCUCAAAAGUUAAUUUUAUUAAGAGCAAUGAGGCAGUAAGUAUUAAAAUAUCUCUUUUUGGUCUGGAACAUAUCUUUUUUGAUGCUGCAAAGAAUCUUGUUUGGAAAGAAAGGAAACAGUCUUCCAGCAAAAAGUUCUCAGAGAUAAAUGAAGUGAAUCAGUGUGCUUUUUCUAAGCUGCAGAAGAUAUGUGAUACCUUAUGUGAAGAUUUAAGCAGUGAACAACAAACUUCCAGUAUGCAGCUUGAGGAGGGUACUGUGAUGGCUUCCAGAAAGACAGAUGAGGUAAUAGACAGAGCAACAGUUAACAUAGAGAACUGUAGGUUUAACAAUAAUUUGCUGUCAUGCCUAGGUAUUUCUUGUGUUGGUGAAAUAUUGGAUCAAGCUGAAUUUGCAGACUUCAGUAAAUUGCAGGAACUCACUCUGAGAUGUACAGAUCACUUAGAAAUGUUAAAAAAGUACUUUCAGAUGACUCAACAAGAAAACACAGAUAGUAUCUUGGUUACAGAAGAAAAUGUUCUGGAUAUACUAAAAAGUCACAAGCAGGGCACUGUAAUUUUAAAAUCUGAAGCCAUUGAAACAUAUAUUGAAAUUGUCAUGCUCUCAGAGACAAUUCAUUUUCUUAAAAAUUCAGUUGCAAAGAAACUAGGCAAGCAGAGGUUCCGAGGUAUGCUUUGGUUUGAUUUGUCACUUCUUCCUGAACUGAUUCAUUGCCAAGAAAACAUGGCUGCUUUCUCAUUUCUUCGAGGUAACCCAGCAGAUUGUCUUUGGGAAGUAUUAGAGACUGACAUUUCUGAAGUUAAAAAAGAUCUGGAUAUUAUCCACAAGUAUAGUGAAGCUGUUAAUUGCUCUUAUGCUUUUCAUUUAUUCUCAAGAGAACUGGAAGAACUUACAGAAAUAAAAAGUCUUGUGGAGAAGUCUGAAUAUUCCAUUUCCACCUACAUAGACUUUGUGCCGUACAUAGCAUCUGUAAACUAUGGAAACAGUAUGACAGAAUUAGAAUGCAACUAUAGUCAGUUUUCUGCACUAUUGAAAAAUGUAAUGGCUGCCCCACAGAAAGAUUUGGGGAAAAUGGCCCAUAUUAUGAAAGUCAUGAAAACGAUUGAACAUUUGAAGAUUAUUUGUGUUAAAAAUGCAGAAUUAACCAAUUCCUUUACCCUGUGCCAAAUGCUAAAUAAUAGAAGGAAUAUUCCCAAACUGAAUAGAAAUGGAAAUACACAACCUGUUGAAAGUAACAUUAUUUCCUGUACUCCAAUUAAAAUGCCUUCAGUUUCAGAAUGCGAAACUAAAAAUGUCUCAAAUUCCUCCAAAAAGCGAUGUAUCACUGUAGAAAGUUGUGAAGACUCCCAGGAAAAAGAGAAAAACACUGCUGUUUCCAGUUGUAAAAAGCAAAAGGUUAACAUGAAAGAUGAUGCAAAAAUCAACAGAGAGAAGACAACAGGCAAGCAUCCGAGGAUUGCAGAAUCUCAUCCCAAAAGUGAAAGACAAACAGGGUCAAGUUUAUCUGACAGCCAGAGAAGCAAACAUGUACCUCCAGAAAAGGUCAACAUGCAGAGGUCACCAGCUGGCUCACUUUCACCUCUGAAGAACCAAAACGAGAAUUGCACAGCAACGUCAGCAAGAGGAACAGAUUUAAUGAAUACAUCUUUGGAUGCUUCGGAACACUUGACUGAGCAACAGGGAAGCCUAAAUGAAGUAAAGAGUUCCACUGCUGCCAAAACACAAAGUGAUAUGAAGGAAUGUGCUGCUUUUGCGAUUUGUGAGCAAAAGAAUGGAGAUGGCACAUCUUUGAAAGACCACGAACUACCACCUCAGAAAUUCCUAAAAGAUUCCCCAAAUCCUGCACAUAAAUCUUGUCUCUCAAACAUAAAACCAGGAACGAAUGAUUCUCUUGAGCCUCAUGCAUCAGUGCAUGCGAAGCCUUUUGUAGAGUCUGAUAUCCAUAGCAAUCCAGAAGUGAAUGACUCUAUCUUUGAAUCUCAAGGUAUAGAAAUAAUAAACACACCUAUUAAAAGUUCUACAUGUACCAACUCUUCGCAACUCGCCUGUACACAGGACAAAAUUCCUGUUCUGCAAAUAAGUAAAAGAAAGCCUGCAAAAAUUAAGUCAGAAGGAAGAUAUCUUAGAGAUACAGUGCAUGCCAGAGCCAUACCUUUUGGAGCAUCUGGGGAUGUUACACGUGACGUGAAUAAAAGAGCAGAGUGCUUUUUUUCUGAGCCGCAGAAUGAUGAGAAUGCCAGAGUCCCAGCUCAGCAUGCUACCACAGAUUGGAAUGAACUUCCGCAGUCAGCAUGCACCCCGGCGUAUAAUUCUUCUGAGCAUUUUGGAAUUUCAUAUCCAUAUUAUGCUUGGUGUGUGUAUCACUAUAGCAGCAGUAGCAGUACCAUCACUCAGACAUAUCAAGGGAUAACAUCUUACCAAGUACAGCCAACUCCUGGGAUGUUCACUACAGUAGCAAAUACUGUCCAGAGCACACAUUCUCAACAUUUUAGUUGUUUUGCUGGGACACAAGCAAAUGGUUUAAUGCCAGUGGGUGGCUAUUUAUCUCAAAUGCCUAUUUCUCAUAAUUUUCAGCAGCCUGUUUUUUCACAGUAUGCUUCUCAUCAGCCAUUGCCACAAGCUACAUACCUGUACCCUCCUAAUACACAUGUGCAUCCAGAAGUUCCUUGGAAUUUUGCUCCGUGGCAACAAGAACCAUUUCAUCCAAGACACUAAAAGUAGUCUUCUGUCAACUGAAAUAAAGGAGAUUUAAGAAGUUUUUAAGUA